Molecule: messenger RNA, 765 nt
Organism: Arabidopsis thaliana (thale cress)
Lineage: Eukaryota; Viridiplantae; Streptophyta; Magnoliopsida; Brassicales; Brassicaceae
Exons: 3
Coding region: 1-312 (103 amino acids)
Source: RefSeq, marked reviewed
AUGUCUUCGUUUCCUCCAUCAAUCUCGAGAUUUCGAAGAUUCUCCAAAUCUCUCAAUCCCCAUUCGAUUCUCGGUGUAAGCUUGUCGCAAAGGCUGAUGCAAAGUGUUCGAAGAUUACUUGGGAACCCUCCACCAGGAAUCGUCUCGAUUUCUGGGCAUUUGAUUAUAAACAGUGACAAGAGAGAAUUUGAGAGUAACAUUGAAGAAAGUUUCGGUGUUGGAAGGCCUCCUUGUGGGAAAGUUUCCAGAUUUGGGCAAUCCCUAAUCUCAAGAGACUCGAGUGCGAUACGAUCGUCUCCGAGUCCUGCGUGAAUCGAGAAAGUUUUGAAGCUUUCACAAUCCCUAAUUGAGAGGCUUCUCAGCUUCGGAAACAAUGAUAGAGGGAAAUUGACGAGAUUGCUGCAGCUACUUCCGAUGAAAAGGGUGGCUUCCAGGGAAAGAUUCUAGAGAAUGACAAGCAAUGAUGAGUAGUUCAUGGAGGUUUGGAUAGCUUUCUGUUAAGUUCUCCGGUAAGGAAGUGAGUCCGUCGCAGCUGUCGAUGUGGAGUGACUGCAGAUUCUGAGGAAGCUCCAUGAGGUGAGAUAUGUCUGUCACUUUUAAAUAUUCCAUGUCUGUUUCAUCAUCAUCAUAUUGUGACGGCUUUAUUGCUUCACUUGACCGUGGACUCGGAACAGAUGACUUAAUCCCAUAUUGAUGGUACUGGUAGCUACUACUUCCAGGAAGAAUAGAACCUUCAUUUUUGGGAUCUGGAACAAGUGAUGUUCU